UGUGUCUGCCCCACAGGCUCCGGCUGCGCAGCGGGCUCAGGCCCAGAGCCCAGAGCAACCAGCACAAUAGCGUCCAACAGCUGGAAUGCCAGCAGCAGCCCCGGGGAGGCCCGGGAGGAUGGGCCCGAGGGCCUGGACAAGGGGCUGGACAACGACGCGGAGGGUGUGUGGAGCCCCGACAUCGAGCAGAGCUUCCAGGAGGCCCUGGCCAUCUACCCGCCCUGCGGCCGCCGCAAGAUCAUCCUGUCAGACGAGGGCAAGAUGUACGGUCGAAAUGAGUUGAUUGCGCGCUACAUCAAACUGAGGACGGGGAAGACGCGGACGAGAAAACAGGUCUCUAGCCACUUGCAGGUUCUAGCCAGGCGGAAAUCUCGAGAGAUUCAGUCCAAGCUGAAGGCCAUGAACCUGGACCAGGUCUCCAAGGACAAAGCCCUCCAGAGCAUGGCAUCCAUGUCAUCUGCCCAGAUUGUCUCCGCCAGCGUCCUACAGAACAAGUUCAGCCCACCCUCCCCUCUGCCCCAGGCCGUCUUCUCCACUUCCUCACGGUUCUGGAGCAGCCCCCCUCUCCUGGGACAGCAGCCUGGACCCUCUCAGGACAUCAAGCCCUUUGCACAACCAGCCUACCCCAUCCAGCCACCCCUGCCGCCAACGCUCAGCAGUUACGAGCCCCUGACCCCGCUCCCCCCAGCUGCUGCCUCUGUGCCCGUGUGGCAGGACCGCACCAUCGCUUCCUCCCGGCUGCGGCUCCUCGAGUAUUCUGCCUUCAUGGAGGUGCAGCGAGACCCCGACACGUACAGCAAACACCUAUUUGUGCACAUCGGCCAGACGAACCCUGCCUUUUCGGACCCGCCUCUGGAGGCCGUCGACGUGCGUCAGAUCUAUGACAAGUUCCCAGAGAAAAAAGGGGGACUGAAGGAACUCUAUGAGAAGGGGCCCCCUAAUGCCUUCUUCCUUGUCAAGUUCUGGGCCGACCUCAACAGCACCAUCCAGGAGGGCCCAGGAGCCUUCUACGGGGUCAGCUCCCAGUAUAGCUCGGCCGAUAGCAUGACCAUCAGCGUCUCCACCAAGGUGUGCUCCUUUGGCAAGCAAGUGGUGGAGAAGGUGGAGACGGAGUAUGCCAGGCUGGAGAACGGGCGCUUCGUGUACCGCAUCCACCGCUCCCCCAUGUGCGAGUACAUGAUCAAUUUCAUCCACAAGCUGAAGCACCUGCCGGAGAAGUACAUGAUGAACAGCGUCCUGGAGAACUUCACCAUCCUGCAGGUGGUCACGAGCCGGGACUCCCAGGAGACCCUGCUUGUCAUUGCUUUCGUCUUCGAAGUCUCCACCAGCGAGCACGGGGCCCAGCACCAUGUCUACAAACUCGUCAAAGACUAGGCUACCCUCUGCCCCCACCACCAGGAUCCAGGACGAGCGUCUGUUCCACACACCUGCCUGGCCCCCCCUGGAAGUCUGGGAUUGAGGACUCACCCGCCUGCCAGGCCUCAGGCCCAGGACCCAGGAGGCCUCCCCAUCUACCCCCAGCACACACACUCCCUGCCACUGUUCUGCGCUUUAAUUGUGGGAGAAGAGAGGAGGGCUCAGUGGUGGGGCUGCCCGCCCUAGAUGCUGAACCAUCGCCCAGCUCUGCCCAGCCUCCGGUGAAUGGGAGGACCCCUUUGGGCUCAGGCACGUGUGGCCGGCAGGGGAGGGUGGAACGGAGACCGAGGGAGUCAGAGUGCAGAGGCCCCAGGAAGGAGAGUGUCGAGUUGGAGUUAGGUUGAGAAGAGAGAGGGGCCCACACUUUCUUGCACCUGCUAUGUGCCGGGCCCGGUGCUAGGUCCUAUGUGUACCCAGUGCCGUUCUCAGACUGCGUGAGGCGAGCACGGGUCGUGGGUCUUGGCGUCUCAUGAUGUGCUGAGACUUGAAGUCGAGCGACCCUUGCAGGGUGGGGCAGAGUUGGAAUUCUCAUCCAGGGCUGCCUGUCCCCAGAGCCCAGGUUUACACUACCUCCCUGGAGGGGAUGGGAAAGAGGGUCUGUACUAGGGGCUGGGGCCAUCCACGUUGGGAGCCUCCUCCCAGGGGAGCAGCUGCUUCUGACCAGGCAGGAAGAGAGGAGCAGCAGGUACUUGGCACCUGUUAGGUGCCCUCUGUCAGCCCCUGUGCUGACCUCCUCCAACCUGCCCUGGCCCAGAUCCAGUGCCUGAGCCCGUCAGCAGCUUCCUGAUGGGAGAAGGCCCCCAGGGGCAGACUCCAAAAUAGCUUGGAGCGUCCUGUAGAAAGAUGGAGCCCCAGCCUCAGGGCAGACCAGUGUUCCAGGGACAAGGGGUAGCAGAAAGGCUUUGCUAUUUUUUAAUGCCCAAGACUUGGGUUUGGUCAACCCUUGGUGGGCGCCACUCCCUUGUUUUUCUCCAUCUCAGUCUCCCAGGACUGGGACAGCAGCUUCCCAGAAUCAGUUCUGGGACUGAAGGUUAACCCUUCCCCUGCUGGCCCUUCCCAACACCCAGGCCCCUCUGCCAGCUUGGCCUGUCUACCAGCCGCCUCUGGGCAUUCACGAGUUUCAUAUGAAGUACUGUGCCCCUUCCCUCCCUUACACCACCCGCCCCUGAGCUUCCUGAAGGUCCUCACAAUUUGCAUAUCGCUCAGGCCACUUCCAAACCCAACCUAGGUUUUAUAAUGUAUAUUAUAUUUUUUGUGUAUUUUUUAAAUCCAGCUGUGAUGGGUUAUAUCAUAAACGUGGCGUGGGGCUGGGGUAGGGGCCCUCAAGGCCCAGCUCCUGCUC
This is a messenger RNA of Lynx canadensis (Canada lynx), 2758 nucleotides long. It is a transcript of the gene TEAD3, whose product is annotated as TEA domain transcription factor 3. The record is from RefSeq and is a predicted model, not a curated record. The annotation marks the transcript as partial. NCBI's taxonomy places the organism in Eukaryota, Metazoa, Chordata, Mammalia, Carnivora, Felidae. Gene Ontology annotation, molecular function: DNA-binding transcription factor activity, RNA polymerase II-specific; RNA polymerase II cis-regulatory region sequence-specific DNA binding. Gene Ontology annotation, biological process: hippo signaling; positive regulation of transcription by RNA polymerase II; embryonic organ development. Gene Ontology annotation, cellular component: transcription regulator complex. The transcript is spliced from 12 exons.